ACUAAUGCAUUCUACAACUAAAAUGUUGCAGCACAAACAGGUGAAUAAUAGCAGCAAGCAAUAACAAAGUGUGGCCGUGACAUAGAGACAAGAUCUAUUACUAAUUACUAUGUCAAGCGUCGUUCCCAAAGUUGCCGUCAUUGGCUGUGGAAUUUCAGGUGCAGUAUGUGCGUCAACUUUAGCUAAAAAUGGAGUGGCGGUUACUGCUUUUGAUCUAGGUAGAGGUCCUGGUGGCCGCAUGUCUCAGAGAAGGGAAACUACUAAAGAGGGGAUAGAGUUGUUCUUUGACCAUGGUGCUCCUUAUUUCACUGUUACAAACACUGGUGUUUUGGAUGUUAUUCGUGAAUGGGAGUCAAGAGGUCUGGUUGCAGAGUGGAAAGAGAAAUUUGGAACAUUUGAUUGCAUCUCUAAGAGCUUUAUUGAUUCUGGGGAGGAAUUAUCGAGCAGGAAGUAUGUAGGCAUACCAGGCAUGAAUUCUAUAUGCAGAGCAUUAUGCGACGAACCCGGAAUAGAAAGCAAAUUUGGUACUGGUGUUGCGAAGAUGGAAUGGGCUGUGGAUCAGAACUCAUGGUCCUUGAUCAGUUUGGAUGGAAAGUUUCUUGGUGAUUUCAGUGGUCUGGUAGCAACAGACAAAAUUCUUGCUUCUCCUGGGUUCACCUAUGUAACAGGACAUCCUCCACCUCUUGAUAUGAAUUUGGCACCACAAAUGGCAUCAAGAUUAGAAGAAGUACCUUUCAGAUCUUAUUUUGUUCUCAUGCUGGCUUUCCAUGAGCCUUUACGCUCUAUACCAGUGAAAGGGUUGUCUUUCAUAAACUCUGCAAUUUUGAGCUGUGCCUUUUGUGACAGCAGUAAGCCAGGUCGCGCUUCAGCUAGUGAAUGUUGGGUCUUGCAUUCCACUGAGGAAUAUGCUAAGAAAGUUAUAGCUGAUGCUGGACGUACUAAGGCUUCUGAUAUAACAUUAGCAAGAGUCUCUGAAGAUCUUCUGCAGGAAUUUCAAAGGACUGGACUUUGCACUUCCCAGCCUUAUUUCAUGAAAGCUCAUCGGUGGGGCAGUGCCUUUCCAACAAUUAGCAUAGCUAGAGAAGAUAAGUGCCUCUGGGAUGUAAACAAGCGAUUGAUUGUUUGUGGAGACUUCUGUGUCAGUCCAAACGUGGAAGGUGCUAUCAGAAGUGGUUUGGCCGCAGCUUCAAAGUUUAUGGAAAUGUGUAGUUGCACACCAUGCCUGUGAUUUAGUUAUCUUUAGAAAAGAAUUCCUUAUUCUAUCUUUGAUUUGAUACUCUUGAUUUUAGCCAUAUUUGAUUUCUCAAAAGAAAUAGCUACAACGUGUGAAAAUGGUGAUGAUAUUAUUGCAGUAAUACUAUCUGUUUCAGUAAAAAUAGGGGGUAUAUGAAAU
This is a messenger RNA of Beta vulgaris subsp. vulgaris (sugar beet), 1393 nucleotides long. RefSeq lists its product as hypothetical. NCBI's taxonomy places the organism in Eukaryota, Viridiplantae, Streptophyta, Magnoliopsida, Caryophyllales, Amaranthaceae. The transcript has 10 exons. The coding region runs from base 110 to 1228 and encodes 372 amino acids. The record is from RefSeq and is a predicted model, not a curated record.